UUGCCAGUUUGUGUUUGAACAGAACACAUGUACAUGAUCUAGCUAGUGAAGGUGACAGAUAACAGUGACAUGAAUGGACGUUUAGAAAUACCCGUCUAGUCGGCUUGGAUCACAUCUACUAGUAGUUUUAUCUUUUGGGUCCUCUGUGUCACCUUCCUCGUGGUGCAUGUGCUGAUAUUGCGUGAGAGCAAGUCAAGGGAUGGUGGGCUAUGACCCACACUCCAGCAAUGUCGUGCUUAGCCCGGAGGAGGCAGCUUUGGCUGGAUCCGCGGCUGGCAUGGUGACCCGUGCUCUCAUCAGCCCCCUGGACGUCAUCAAAAUCAGAUUCCAGCUGCAGAUCGAGCAGGUGUCCUCGCGGCAGCCACAGGGCAAGUACUGGGGCCUGCUGCAGGCCAGCCGCUGCAUCUACACUGAGGAGGGCCUGCCUGCGUUCUGGAAGGGCCAUGUUCCCGCUCAGCUCCUCUCAAUCUGCUUCGGCGCAGUGCAGUUUGCCACAUUUGAGAUCCUCACGGAGACUGUGCACAAGAAUACAGAGUACAGUUGCCGGACCCCCGGGGUGCAUUUUGUGUGCGGCGGGUUAUCAGCAUGCUCGGCCACUGUUGCCUGCCAGCCAUUGGACACUCUACGCACCCGCUUUGCUGCCCAAGGAGAGCCUAAAAUAUAUCGAAAUCUUAGACAUGCUGUAUCCACCAUGUACCAGACAGAGGGGUUGUUUACAUUCUACCGUGGCCUGAUCCCAACACUAGUGGCGGUGUUCCCCUAUGCUGGCCUGCAGUUCUUCUGCUAUAAUGUGCUGAAGCGUCUCACUGAACCUCAGAACUCAGAGUCUUCGAAAGGUGGCGUCCGGAGCCUAUUAUGUGGUAGUUUGUCUGGGGUCAUCAGUAAAACAAUGACGUAUCCUUUUGACCUCUUCAAGAAGAGACUGCAGGUGGCAGGGUUUGAGGAGGCCAGGAAACCUUUUGGGCAGGUGCGGUCAUACCAGGGUUUUCUGGACUGUGUAGUACGCAUAGCCAAAGAAGAGGGAGUAAGGGGCUUCUUCAAGGGACUUUACCCUAGUCUGGUGAAGGCAGCCGUCUCAACAGGCCUCACCUUCUUCUCGUAUGAAGUCUUUGUCAAUCUCCUGAUCAGUCUGAAGGAGAACCACUGAGACUGGAGGACCGUCGAGGUUAAAGGACCUUUUGUACCUCUCAAUGGGGUGGGUUGGUGUAAGGGGCACAGGGUCACAGAACCACGCACACUGGGAAAGCGCACACUGGGAAAGCACGCACUGUGGGAAAGUGCCACGGGGUAGAUACUGACCAGAUCAGUCAUUGAUACAACAGGUGUGCCGAUAACCUGUGUCCCUUUAGUGCAACUAAAGGGACACAGGUUAUCGGCACACCUGUUGUAUCAAUGCAGCAAGGAGCAUCUAGAUAUUACAGGAUUACUACACUGUCACAUGUGUAUCCUGUCAACAUAUUAAAUAUUCUAUGAAUAUUCAGUUCCAAUUUGAUGAACAUGAAACUGUAGGUGAAAGCAGGCCUAAAGUCUCCAGUAUCUUGUCUGUCUAAAUGGAUCUGGAUUUGGUGAUGCAUCUCUAUUUGACAACCAAAUGUUUUACACAUUGUUUUGGAUAUUAUUUGGAUAUAGUUUUGGAUAGAAAUAUUGGCUAUGAAAAGUACAAAACAAUACACUGUACAUUUUCUCAUCAUGACCAGGAAAAUAAGGUUAAUAUCAUUAAUGCAUUGAAUGGCAGGAAACUGAAAUUUUAAUCAUUUGCUGAAAUUUUGAGGUUUUCUAUGAGUAUAACUACCCCUUUUCAAGUGCUCUUGUUUGAAGUGGUGUCAACAUUCUGCAUACAUUACAAGCAACAACAAUUAUUGUUUUAGUCCCUUCGUCUAUGUUUUAACUGGUUCACUUCACUUUUUUGACUGUGAACUUUCACAGACUGUGCUUGCUCUUUUUCCACAAGAUUCCACAAGCAGCCUGGAGCUUUUUUUUUAAGUGGUCUGUCAAGUGUCCAGUACCUGGAGCUCCCCCUUGUGGUACUUACUAGUGAUAACAUAUAAGAUACCAGUGCUCACUAGAAUGAGCAGUGCAAAACUACCCACUCCAUUAGAUGUGUGCUCGAUUGGUUCAGUUGUAGGUACUGACAUUGCAUUGUUAUGAUGGGUAUAACACUAGCUUUAAAGUGUCUUACUUUUGACAAAGGAAAUGUCUCAGUCGAAUUGUGAGUGUUUUUGCCAGGUGUUUUUUUUUUCAUCAGAGAGGUCACCCUCAUGGUAAAAUGCAGGUUCAGACACUGACUGUAGUCCUCAUUUGUUUACUGCAGCUGGAGCUCUAUUCUCUCCGCAAAUCAAGUCCUCAAUGUUUUAUCAUCCCACUAGUUAUUACAAGAAGUCAGAUAUUGUUGUUUGUCAUUCUGUUCUGCAGUAGUAACAUGAGAGGUGUGUUUCACAGGGGUUUUCUCUUUGACCUGUUGUCACACAAAUGUAUCCAAAGCUGUUAUGAUUGCAUUUGUUUGUCAUAUGUAGUUGCAUCAUCCCAUACCAGUCUUUUAUUUGUGUUUUUCUUUUGGCUACAUUGUUGCUGUUCUGUAAUAACAUAUUUAUAAUAAUAUUUAUGUUUUAACAUUCUCCCACAUUCAUUUUACUGUAUCAAAGCAUUUGUAUAUCAUGUCAUAUACAUAGAAUAUCAUGUAACAGGACAUAUUUUGUUAUUAAAGACAUUUUUAAAAUGA
Molecule: messenger RNA, 2719 nt
Organism: Sardina pilchardus (European sardine)
Lineage: Eukaryota; Metazoa; Chordata; Actinopteri; Clupeiformes; Clupeidae
Gene: slc25a19
Product: solute carrier family 25 member 19
Exons: 7
Coding region: 200-1147 (315 amino acids)
Biological process (GO): thiamine pyrophosphate transmembrane transport
Cellular component (GO): mitochondrial inner membrane
Molecular function (GO): thiamine transmembrane transporter activity
Source: RefSeq, a predicted model, not a curated record